Phycomyces blakesleeanus NRRL 1555(-) is the source of this 1340-nucleotide messenger RNA. RefSeq lists its product as hypothetical. The record is from RefSeq and is a predicted model, not a curated record. The transcript has 7 exons. Gene Ontology annotation, cellular component: mitochondrion. NCBI's taxonomy places the organism in Eukaryota, Fungi, Mucoromycota, Mucoromycetes, Mucorales, Phycomycetaceae. Gene Ontology annotation, molecular function: 3-hydroxyisobutyryl-CoA hydrolase activity. The coding region runs from base 1 to 1278 and encodes 425 amino acids. Gene Ontology annotation, biological process: L-valine catabolic process.
AUGUUUAUUCUCAACAGACCAGAGAAACUCAAUGCCCUUAAUCUUGGAAUGAUUAGAAAUAUAGAGCCACAGUUAAAGGCUUGGGAGGUAUCCAAACUAGCAAAGGUUAUUUUGAUGAAGGGUACUGGAAGUGGAAAGUUUUGUGUUGGAGAUGACAUAUCUGAGGUUCUGUUAAAAGUUAAAUCAAAAGAUCCGGAUGCGCUCUACUUCUUCCAAGAGAAAUUUGGCUUAGUGCAGACAAUUGCAACAUUGAAUACGCCAUAUGUUGCCAUAUUAGAUGGCUAUGCAUUGGGAGGUGCUACGGGACUUUUUGUACAUUGUCCAUUUCGAAUCGCUACCGAAAAGACCAUAUUUUCGCUACCUGAGGCCAGUAUUGGAGCGUUUCUCAGUUCAGGCUCGAGCUUUUUUCUACCUAAGCUCGAUGGUGAGACGGGAACUUAUUUGGCUUUGACUGGUGAUCGGUUACAAGGAAUCGAUACAUUCUUUGCUGGCAUUGCAACUCACUAUGUGCCGUCGUCCCGAUUAUCAGCCCUAGAAGAUCGGCUCAUUGAUCUGGAAACAUCUGAACACGAAAUCAUCCAACGUGUACUCGAGGAGUUUGUAGAUCCUGUGGCUACGGACAAAAUUGGAUUUACACCAGUUGUACGUGAAACAAUUGACAGAUGCUUUAAAUACGACAGUGUGGAUGAGAUUAUUGGUGCACUGGAAAACGAAAAGUCGACUACGUGGAUAAGAGAGACAAAGAAGAAGAUCAUGUCAAUGUCACCAACAAGUUUGUGUGUUACCCUGAAGACACUGAGAAAGGCUCAAUUUAUGUCAUUUAAUGCUUGUCUUAAACUCGAAUUUGAUCUUAUUCAAAAAUAUCUAGUCACCAAAGAUUUUCACGAAGGCGUCAUUGCAGCGUUUUUGAGUAGACCAAGAAGAAAGCCUCAAUGGCAACCGAGCUCACUUGAGGAAAUAACUGACGACGAUAUCGAUCAGCUGUACUUUAAUGAACCAUCACCAAAUGCACUCACAUUGCCGUCUCGACUCGAUAUUAUAGAUCAAUACCCUUAUUCUCGUUUCGCUCUUCCAACUGAGGAUGAGGUUCGACGUGCAGUUACAGGCGAAGGUGCAGAGUUUGGAUUUGAAGGUCGACUGAAGGAAGAAAAUGAUGUGAUCGAAUGGUUCGAAAAGGGUCACAAACGAAAGUGGGGAGUUAAAGAAAAGGUGCUCGAUAUUCUAAGGCGCAAAACAGUAUCCACUGAAGAUGGUCUUGCAUGGAAACGCACAUUAUAGAUUUGUAAAAUGCGCCUUUUUAUUUUUUAUUUAUAUAAUGCCAUAUAACUUUAUAUACAUCU